UUCUGUUACUCAUAUGUGGUGCACAACGAACAAGGGGCCGGUGUUCUCAACAAUUAUUUUGUACAGUACUUGAAUCAUGUACGGUAACAAUAGAGGUAUGGACUACUCUUCCCAGUACGGAGCAAGUAGUAGUAUGCCAUAUAGCAUGGACCUCUCUGGUUAUGGAACAAGUGGUGACAAUGAGGGCUAUGGAUCGUCGAUCAUGCAGGACACCUCCUUCUCUUCUUUCCCAAGUGGGAAUGGACAAGCAGGAGGCAUUAAGUACUUCGGAGGGCCUCAAGGAUCUUUCCACAAUGGUCCCGGAAAGAGCAUGGGUGGAAACUAUGGUAGCAGUGGAGUGCAACGUGGCGGGAACCGUGGAGGAAGUGCGGGGCGUGGUAUGGGGCGUGGUGCUACAGGAGGCACUGCUAGAGGUGCUGCAAGGGGCGCUACUAGAGGCGCGGCAAGAGGUGCUGCAAGAGGCGCUGCAAGGGGUGGGGCAUCAGGGCGAGGUGCCACAACGGCAGGAAAUGGCGCAAUCAAAAAGGUAUCUACACCUGGAGUGUCUACAAUGGAUAAAGAUGAAUCGGGGUACCUUCAGGAUCAUGCUGGUCACUUUCCGGAUGAAUACUGGUGUAAGAUCUGCAACGCAAAGACGACAGGACCCAGCAACUACCGACAGCACAUGAAUGGGGUUCGUCAUCAACAGAAUCUCCAGAGCAUUCAACAGGGCGUUGCCCCUCUUAAGACUGGACCUCAGACACCUCGCAAGAGGAAGAUGGAGGCUGAAGGAAUUAUACCUAACAAGAAACGCUUGAAAGAAAUGAUUGCUGGCAGUGAUGAAGCUUUUAUCGGAGUGGAGUACGUGACUGAGAUUCUCCGCGAGGGAUCCGAACCCGAGUACGAUUGUGAGAUUUGUACUUGCCGGACACUACAAGGAAACAUCCUCUUUCAUCUGACAGGAUUCCGCCAUCGGUUUGCGUUCAUUACCAAGCACAAACCAGAUAUUGCGGAGGCCAUCGAAGCAGGAGCCAGAGCAAUGGAGGAAGCAGAAAAAGCCGCUAACCCUCCCGACCCAGCAGCCAGCGUCACCGUAGACAACGAAGGGAAGGAGAAGAAGAAACCUUUGAGAGGGCUGCGGGAGAAACUGAAAGAGUACAUCCAAGAGGUGGCGGCCGAGUUCCCUAUGAAGCCACCCAAGUUUAAAGUCAUUAAGGAUAUGCUUCCGCCAGCUGCCAAGAAACCUGCAUUGACAGCUGUCGCAAGCGGAAGAGGUCGUGGUGGUGCCAGUAGCUUAGCUGGAGGUCGUGGCGGUGCAGGUAGCUUUGCUAGAGGUCGUGGUGGUGCUGGCAGCUUUGCUGGAGGUCGUGGCGGUGCUGGUAGCUUUGCUGGAGGUCGUGGUGGUGCCGGUAGCUUUGCUGGAGGUCGUGGUGGUGCCGGUAGCUUUGCUGGAGGACGUGGUGGUUCCGGUAGCUUUGCUGGAGGUCGUGGUGGUGCCGGUAGCUUUGCUAGAGGUCGUGGCGGUGCCGGUAGCUUUGCUGGAGGUCGCGGUGGUACUGGUAGCUAUGGUGGAGGUCGUGGUGCUGGUAGCUAUGGUGGAGGUCUUGGUGGUGCCAGUGGCUUUGCUGGAGGUCGUGGUGGUGCCAGUGGAUUUGCUGGAGGUAGUGGGGGAUCAAGUAGUUUCAGUGGAGGGAUGAGUGGCUUUGGUGGAGGUUAUGGAGGUUCAAGUAGCUAUGCUGGAAGUCUAAGUGGAAGUCUUAGUGGCCCCAGUAGCUUUGGAGGAGAAAGUUACGAGACAGGAGGUGGUUAUGGACGUGGUAGCGGAAGUGGGAUGAUGGGCAGCAAUAGCAUGGGAAGUGACUAUGGAAGUACAGGAGGGCGUGGUCGAGGGUUGGGUCAGUACUCGGACAACUCGGACCUUGGCGGAGGGUACGACCUACCGCCUCAGAGUAAAGUCAGCUCAGUCAAAGCUGAGCUUGAUAACUACUUGAUGGACACCCUGAAGAAAGACUCGUUGGUCAGCGAUGCCUUCAUCCUGAGGGAGUUUGAACGUCGUUUCGGCACCUCCGUGAGGCGGGGGAGGACGGACAAUUAUGAUGAUGAUGCUGGACCAUCCCAGAGGGAUUCCCAUCCACAGAAUUCACUGUCAAGCUAUUCAAGCUAUAGCAAUUCGGGAGAGUACACCUCCACACAGCCAAAGCGUGAACCUCUGCUUUCAGAGUCUUCACGCACAUCGGAAAAUACGUACAGCUACCAGGGGACGUCGUCGUAUCAGGGGACGUCGUCGUACCAGGGGACAUCGUCGUCGCGUCCACUGCCCAGUAAGGCAAACGCCGAGCCUGACAACAGCCCAAGUGUUCAGCAAAUGUUUGCAAGUCUGUCCAAUUCAAUGAUUGCCAAUGAGGCCGAUGCCAAGCUUGCCAAGCAGGUAACAGACACACUGACCAAGGCUCUGAUGUCGUAUGAGAAUAAAGGAGGGGAGAGUAAUUUGCCCGAGCCUAGCCGUAGGUAUGGAGAAAUGUUGCCGCCUGCCCAAAGAUCACAGUAUGACCGUCCUUCUGUAGGUUACAGUAGGUUAUAGUAAUCUGGGGGUAAAUAUGGGUACACUGCAUACAAACUAGUAAGGCCUAGUGGGUAUAACUGGGUUUACUGUAAGGGAAUGGGUGCAAGGCCUUACUUGGAAUGGGCUUAACUGGGUACACUGCAUACAAACUAGUAAGGCCUAGUGGGUAUAACUGGGUUUACUGUAAGGGAAUGGGUGCAAGGCCUUACUUGGAAUGGGCUUAACUGGGUACACUGCAUACAAACUAGUAAGGCCUAGUGGGUAUAACUGGGUUUACUGUAAGGCGAGGGCGAGCAAGGGUUGUAGUGUUUAGAUUGGUCACUACACAUCUUGCUGAAGUACUCUGGGUUAAACUGCCUACAUUAUGGUGUUAAUGCAGUUUAAGGGAAUGGGUGCAAGGCCUUACUUGGAAUUGGCUCAACUGGGUAUUCUUUACUCAUCAAUGUGGGUAAGUAAUAGGUAUAUCUGGGUACCCCACUACACAUCUUGCUGAAGUACUCUGGGUUAAACUGCCUACAUUAUGAUGUUAAUGCAGUUUAAGGGAAUGGGUGCAAGGCCUUACUUGGAAUGGGCUCAACUGGGUAUUCUUUACUCAUCAAUGUGGGUAAGUAAUGGGUAUAUCUGGGUACCCCACUUCACUUCUUUACAUUUGGUUCCUCGCUAUAUACUGGGCCCAAUUUCAUAGAGCUGCUUAAGCACAAAAUUUUGCUUAAGCAAAAAAAUCCUUGCUUAGUGAA
Molecule: messenger RNA, 3279 nt
Organism: Asterias rubens (European starfish)
Lineage: Eukaryota; Metazoa; Echinodermata; Asteroidea; Forcipulatida; Asteriidae
Product: keratin, type I cytoskeletal 9-like
Exons: 13
Coding region: 77-2560 (827 amino acids)
Cellular component (GO): precatalytic spliceosome
Molecular function (GO): zinc ion binding; single-stranded RNA binding; double-stranded RNA binding
Source: RefSeq, a predicted model, not a curated record